Penicillium expansum is the source of this 1491-nucleotide messenger RNA. Its product is annotated as sugar porter family MFS transporter. The record is from RefSeq and is a predicted model, not a curated record. Gene Ontology annotation, biological process: transmembrane transport; carbohydrate transport. Lineage: Eukaryota; Fungi; Ascomycota; Eurotiomycetes; Eurotiales; Aspergillaceae. The transcript has 8 exons. Gene Ontology annotation, cellular component: membrane. Gene Ontology annotation, molecular function: carbohydrate:proton symporter activity. The coding region runs from base 1 to 1491 and encodes 496 amino acids.
AUGUUGAACCUGCAAGGUCGAUCACUACAAAGUGCCAUCGCGGUGAGCGCUGGAAGCGCAUACCUUUUGUUUGGCUACGAUCAAGGCGUUCUGGGUGGUCUUGUAUCAUACCCAGGGUUCUUGUCGGCCAUUGGCAAUCCUAGCUCUGGGUAUCUAGGAACCAUAGUGGCUCUCUUCAACAUCGGUUGUCUCAUAGGUUGUGUAAUUUCGGCCUUUUUUGGCAAUCGACUGGGCCGGAAAAAUGCCAUUACUCUCGGAUGCGUGAUUAUGGUCAUCGGCGGUGCGGUCCAAGCCAGUACCUACAGUGCGGGUCAGCUGAUCGCUGGUCGCAUAAUCUCUGGAAUUGGCAAUGGUAUCAAUACCUCAACAGUCCCCGUUUACGUGUCUGAAACCUCCCGAACCGCUGUACGUGGGAGAUCGCUCGCCAUCCAAAUGUCAAUCGUCAUUUUUGGCACGGUCGUUGCCUACUGGUUGGACUACGGCAUGAUUCGCACUCAAAUUGGCGAGGUUGUCUGGCGCUUCCCUCUAGCUUUCCAAAAUUUCUUCGCUUUAAUCACCAUUAUUACCAUGCCACUGUUGCCCGAAUCACCAAGGUGGCUUUACUCGCACGGACGGCAACGCGAAGCUAUACUUGUGCUUUCAAGAUUGCUUGCUUUAUCGGAGGAUCAUCCUGACGUGUCCACCGUCGUGGCUGAGAUGGAGCAAGCUCUGUCAGUGGAGCAAAGCAAAAAGGAGAAACUCAGCAUCUCAAGCUUAUUGUUCGAGAAAACGGAGAUGAAGAAUGGGCGACGCUUGACAUUGUGCUUUGCAAUUCAAUUUUUCCAACAAUUCACUGGAAUCAACGUUAUUGCGUUCUACGUCACCAUCGUACUUGAAACGAACGUUGGCCUCUCGCCCGAAUUGAGUAGUCUUGUGGCCGGGUUUAUCCAGAUCGCAUUCUGGGUGGGCACAUUCCCACCGAUAUUUCUCAUUGACCGACUUGGUCGCCGAAGAGUGCUGAUGUUAGGAUCAACUAUGCUUUGUCUGGCUUUGGUAUUGUUCACGGUAGGAAUCGCACUUAAGACACCUGCCUCGUCGCGACUGGCCUUGGGAAUGCUCAUUAUAUAUGAAAUAUCUUUUGGAAUGAGCUGGAACGCAGUACCCUGGUUAUAUGCACCGGAGAUCACGCCCCUCAACAUUCGUCAUGUCGGCGCAGCGGUUGGCUGUUUUUCCGAGUGGCUAUGGACAUUUGUAAUCGCACAGAUGACACCUGCGGCCAUCGCCAAUACAGGUUGGAAGAUUUACCUUCUUUUCUGUUUUAUGACUGCGCUCAGCAUUCCAUUCGUUUACUUCUUUAUGCCUGAGACAAGCGGAAAGACACUGGAAGAAAUUGAUUACAUAUUUGUGAAGCACAGAGGUCAUUCGAAUGAGUUGAUGGAUACUACUGCGUCCUCUUCGAAUGAGGCGGCGGAAAAGUCCGAAGGGGAGCUGGCCCAGGUUGAGAGAGUAUGA